CGGGCGGUCCCGAAGGCGCUGCAGGACCGCCGUAUCUUCUCUCUGGACCUUUUGAACCUCUCCGCGGGGACUUCAAUGCGGGGGGAGUUCGAGCGGCGGAUGAAAGACAUAAUCGCUUAUCUGCAAAGACACAAAAAAGAAGUUAUUCUUUUCGUCGACGAAAUCCACACUCUCGUGGGGGCCGGCAAGACUGCGGGCUCUUCAGACGCCACGCAAAUCCUCAAAGUCCCGCUCGCGAGAGGAGAGAUCGUGCUUGUGGGGGCGACGACUUUGGAAGAAUAUAAACUCCACAUUGAAAAGGACGCGGCCUUUUGCCGCCGCUUCCAAAACAUCGUCGUGGAGGCCCCCAGCAAGGAGAAGGCCCUUUCCCGCGGCAGUCGCCUUGGCUGCUCCCAGCUGCUGCUGCCGCAGCCGCUGCUGCUGCCGCAGCAGCAGCUGCAGCAGCAGCAGCAGCAGCAGCAGCAGCAGCAGCGUGGUGUGCCUGCAGCAAUCCUGCAACGCGUGCGGCCGCACUACGAGCAGUUUCACCAGCUGGAAAUCCCCGAAGAAGUGCUGGAGGCUGUCACCAACUUGGCCGACCAGUACGUGAAGCAGCGCGCCUUUCCCGACAAGGCUUUGGACCUCCUCGACGAGUCUUGUUCUUGGAAAAGAGUUUCCCACAACAAACAGAUUAACCUCCUCCAGAAACGGCGCGCCCAACUCAAGAAACACGCGCAGCAGGAGGAAGAAGAGGAGCUGAAGAAAGUUGAGGAGGAGUUGGCUGCUCUGGAGGCGCUGACUGCGAGAGUUGUGGGACAAGACCGGGCGGUGAAGGCGGUGGCCGACGCGCUGGCCAUCCAGCGCGCGGGGCUGAGUCCGAAGAACAAGCCGCUGGGCACUUUCCUGUUCCUGGGGUCUUCGGGGGUGGGGAAGACGGAGCUGGCCAAGGCCGUGGCCGAGGAAAUGUUCGACUCCGACAAAAACUUAAUUAGACUCGACAUGGUGGAGUACCAAGAAGCCCACAGCAUCUCGCGGCUGAUUGGCCCGCCGCCGGGGUACAUGGGCAACGACGAGGGCGGGCAGCUCACGGAAGCUGUCCGCCAAAAGCCGCACAGUGUUGUGUUAUUUGACGAAGUCGAAAACGCCCACAAGAACUUGUGGUCUUUGCUGCUGCCGGUGGGCCUUUGCGGGCUUUGCUCGGCCCAGGCGCUGCAGGCCAAGGCCGCAGCCAUUAGAAGGGAAUCUUUGUUUGCUUUUUUCAUGUUUUUGCAACUUUAA
Messenger RNA from Eimeria necatrix, 1257 nucleotides. Its product is annotated as Heat shock protein, related. Gene Ontology annotation, molecular function: ATP hydrolysis activity; ATP binding. Lineage: Eukaryota; Apicomplexa; Conoidasida; Eucoccidiorida; Eimeriidae. Gene Ontology annotation, cellular component: cytoplasm. The transcript is spliced from 6 exons. The record is from RefSeq and is a predicted model, not a curated record. Gene Ontology annotation, biological process: cellular response to heat. The annotation marks the transcript as partial.